This is a messenger RNA of Hymenoscyphus albidus, 2638 nucleotides long. NCBI's taxonomy places the organism in Eukaryota, Fungi, Ascomycota, Leotiomycetes, Helotiales, Helotiaceae. The record is from the annotation of a GenBank genome assembly.
AUGGAGAUUCAGAACCAAAUGACCAAACUUAUCGAAUCAGUAUCGACUGCGUAUGGUAUGUGUCGACUGCAUAUGAGCUGAGUAAGUUCAAGGUCGUCGAUGAGAUCGAGAAAGCUCGAUUGGACCCUCGUAUUUAAAAUACGCUGCCCCUCUUUCACCCAAAAUACACGUAUUAAAUUGCUAUAUAAUGCAUUCCCUCCUGUAGUUUUCAACGAACCAACUUGCCUACACACGCCUGGCAUCUCUUUUGGCAUAACUCAACAGCUUUUUUCCCGAGCAUCAACUCUUGUCUUAUUCAACUGAAUUGAGACUAUGGGUUUGUCUACAGGUAUUCCAAUCAUCUCGCUCCCAGGCUCUAGGAAUACCGAACCAGCACUCGUCAAUGUACCGCUGGCUAAAGAAACCCUCAAGCUCAGUAGCUGGGAUCCCGCCAUCUUUGUGACAGAUGUUUUGAGAACACAAUCCGGACUCAACCGCAAUUAUGAGCAGACAGAGAAGGGACUGACUGUUGCUUAUGGUAAGAUCAUGGCCAAGUAAGUAUCAAUGAAGCCAAAUUUCACUUCAAAAUAUCUCCACUUCAGCACAACAUAUAGAUUAAUGUAUAAACUGAUACGAGCAUAGUAUUCAAUCUUACUUCGAUGUCACCGGAUUCGAACCUAGCAUCGCACCAGAAAGGCAAUUGGAAGACAAGAAAAGGUUAUAUCAAUUCACCACCAAGGAAGGAUAUCCGCCUCAUUUAGCCCUCGUGCCCAAAGUAGAUGAAGUUACCAUCGAACAACUUUUCCAGGAAGGUCAGGAGGAUCCAACUCAAUUCGAAAUCGCUUUCAAUGUGAUUUUGAAGAACAAGCUUGGCUUUCUCGGUUCGAUUUUCGUAGGACUUCGUCCUCAUCCAGAAGAAGUUGACAGUUUUGUUGCCAGCAAGUCUUUUGCGGAGAUAAACCAGCAACAUGAGAGUAUCCGAAGCAAACCUGGAAAUUUAUCGAAACCUUCUGUUGGUGAUCUGGACAGUGGAAAUAAACCCUGGUACUCGGAUGCCACUUUUGCUCAGCAAAGCUUCACGGGAACGAGUCCAGCAUCAAUUACGCUGGCAAAAGACUGGAUUCCAAAAUUUAUCAACGAGGCCAGACGUCAGAAGCUGGACAGUAGUCUAAUCUCCUUGUUAGAGAAGACUGAUCCCUCGUCAUUGUACGUUCAGGACUACAGUUACUUUCGCAAAGCCUUUGGAAUAGCCGAUCCAAAAGCGAAAAUAUCGGACGAACAUGGGUUCAUCUUCAAAAAGACCAGUCGAUGGUGCUGUGCUGCUGUCGUUCUCUACAAACUGCAACCCGAUGGAAAACUGCAUCCUCAAGCCAUUGUUCUCGAUUACAAAGGGUCCAUGGAGGAUUCUAUCGUCGUCUUCAACAAACGUCUCACACCUGAGGACAAGGACCAUGAUGAGGAGCAGGAUUGGCCCUGGCGAUAUGCCAAAACCUGCGCGCAAGUUUCUGAUUGGGUCAAACAUGAACUUAAAGUUCACCUCAACGACUGUCAUCUAAUUGAAGAAUCCAUCAUUGUGGCCGCUCAGCGCACCAUAGCAAACAACCAUGUUCUCUACCAUAUUCUUUCACCGCAUUGGGAGAAAACGCUUUCUCUUAAUGCGGCUGCUAGAACGACUCUUGUCCCGAGUGUUAUAAUUCCCAUUAUCGGGGCCACAGACGAGCAGUGCAGGAGUUUUAUUCGCUACAGCUAUGAGAAUUUCAAUUUUGAGGAGAGCUACGUUCCUGCAGACCUCAAAAGCCGAGGUUUUGCUUGGGACAAGUUGGGAGAUUUGUGCUGCCGAUGUGACAAACACUGUGACAUCGACAAAGCACCGAACGCUCCUUGUAGCGUCGGUUGUGGACCUGAAUGCCACCAGACCUGCGAUCCUCAAUUCAAAAACUAUACCUACGCUCGAAACACGAAGCUGAUGUGGAUCACAAUCCGAGAUUUCGUCGAGGGUUACCUCGCCACAGCAGGUUUCACCCCGAGCAUAACAGGAGACGCAAAAGUAGCAAACGACCUCAACAUCCAAGCCUGGGUUCAAGAGGCCAAGCACCCGAAUGGGGCGAACAUCAAGACGUUCCCGUACAUCAAAACAGUCAACCAACUAAUCGACGCCGUCACAAUGUGUAUUCACAUCGCUUCUCCACAACACACAGCAGUAAACUACCUCCAACAAUACUACCUCUCAUUCGUCCCCAACAAGCCACCAGCCCUCUGCUCCGAGCUCCCCAGAAAUCUCAAAGCUCUGAACACUUACGAUGAAUCAGACCUCAUCGCAGCUCUCCCCGUUUCGCGAAAUCGAGACGCUGAGUGGCUCCUCGCAUCACAUCUUCCAGCUCUUCUUUCCCAAACAGUCACGAAGGAUCUAAAUUUUGUCGCUUACGCAGUAAAUGUUUACUCCGCUGCCCUGCUUGUGAAUGAUAAGAAGUUGAUGGCUGUUGCUGAAAGGUUUUGUAGGGACUUGUGGGUCUUGGGGAAUACGUUUACGAAGGGAGAUGACAGUAAUCCCUUGCCGAAGAUGGGAGUGUUUACCCAGUACAGUGAAGAGUUGGAUGAAGGAUUCCCUGGGUAUACGGUCAUGGAUCCUGUUGUUACCGCGGUCUCGGUUCUGAUUUAG